CAGAGGCCCCAUCGCCCUAGCACACACAUUUGCAGUGAGCAGGACCCUCAGGCCUCCACAAUGUGGGCCCCUGCCUCCGGACCCUGCCCUCCUCCUCAUCUGCUGCUGGCUCUGCUGUGGGGACUCACAGGUGUGGCCGGUGAGGCGGGGCUGCAGGUGAUCCAGCCUGACAAGUCCGUGUCUGUCGCAGCCGGACAGACAGCCACUCUGCGCUGCACCGUGACCUUCCUGCUCCCCAUAGGGCCGACUCAGUGGUUCAGGGGGACAGGGCCAGGCCGGAAGUUAAUCUUCAGUUUCAAAGGAGGCCACUUUCCCCGAGUAGCAAAAGUUUCUGACUCCACAAGGAGAAACAACACGGACUUUUCCAUCCGCAUCAGUAACAUCACCCCAGCAGACACCGGAACCUACUACUGUGUGAAGUUCCAGAAAGGAAUCCCUGAUGAUGUGGAGUUUAAGUCUGGACCAGGCACCCAGGUCACUGUGAGUGCCAAACCAUCUCCCCCAAUGGUGUCGGGCCCCACGGCCAGGGCCUCUCCGGAGCAGACAGUGAACUUUGCCUGUAAGUCCCAUGGCUUCUUUCCCAGAAACAUCACCCUGAGAUGGUUCAGAAACGGGAAUGAGCUGGCAGCCUCCCAGACCAGCGUGGACCCAGAGGGAGACAGAACGUCCUACAGCAUCUCCAGCACAACCAGACUGGUGCUGGCCCCGGGGGAUGUUCACUCCCAGGUCAUCUGCGAGGUGACCCACGUGACCCUGCAGGGGGGCCCUCCUCUUCGUGGGACUGCCAACCUGUCUGAGGUCCUCCGAGUUCCACCCACCGUGGAGGUUUCCCAGCAGCCCGUGUCAGGGGACCAGGUGAAGGUCACUUGCCAAGUGAAGAAGUUCUACCCCCAGCGCCUCCAGCUGACCUGGUUAGAGAAUGGCAACGUGUCCCGAACAGAAAUGGCCUCAAGGGCCUCAAACCUCGUAGAGAACAAGGAUGGGACCUUUAACUGGACAAGCUGGCUCCUGGUGAACUCAUCUGCCCACAGGGAAGGCAUUGUGUUCACCUGCCUGGUGCAGCAUGACGGGCAGCCCGCGGUCACCAGAAACCAUACCCUUGUGGCCUCAGCCCACCAGAAGGACCAGGAAACCCAUAAAACCCAGGAUUCAAGGCCAUCUACUCCAAUCCUGAUAGCUGUCACCCUGGGCCCGAAGCUGCUGCUGCUGCUGCUCAUCACUAUCUCUGCCAUCUAUGUCUACAAGAAGCGAGUGCCCAAUUCUCAUAACCUAAUUAAACUACAGAGGGAACAUCUGACAAAUACAGUCCAGCCACAUGAUCAUGAGUUCACCAAUACUCAUAAACCACGGCCACAGUGUGCUCUCUGAUAUAUUGUGAUGAAAACAACACUUUUCCUCUGUGACCUUCCUCCCCAAAACCACUCCCCCAGUCUGUGUAUGAGAAAAGCAUCAGACAAAUUGCAAUGAGGGACAUUCCACCAUAUACCUGAGCAGCAUGCAAAACUGUCAGGCUGUUGCUAUCAAGGAAAGUCCAAGAAGCUCUCACAGCUGAAAGGAGCCUAGAGAGACAUGACAAGGACAUGUAAUGUGGUAUCCUGCAUGGAAUUCUAGGACAUAAAGGGACAUGGAGUGAAAAUUAAGGAAAUCUCUUCUGGACUAAAUAGUUGUAUCUCUCAAAUGCUCAUGGGAUUUGGAGGUGGGGACUUUGCAGAUAAUGAGAUCAUGAGGGUGGAGUCCUCAUGAAGGGGAUCAUUGCCUUCAUGAAAAGAGGCCAGACAGGCAGCUCACUCCAUCCACCUGGUGAAAAUACAAGUUGUUGGCAGUCUGCAACUUCAAAGAGAGAUCUCAUCACAACCCUGAUCUUGGACUUCCAGCCUCCAGGACUAUGAGAAAUAAGUUUCUGUUGUUUUGAGGCAUCCAGUUUAUGCUGUUUUGUUAUAGUGGCCCAAGCUAAGACAAAAUUAAACUAUAGAUUUUGGUUAAUAACAAUGCCCCAAUAUUGGUUCACUAAUUAUAACAGAUGCAACAAAUUACUGUAAAAUGCUAUAAAUAGGGGAAACUGUAUGCACCUAUAUAUUGGAAAUCUGUGUGAUUGUCUCAGCUUUUCUCCAAAUGUAAAACUGUUCCAAAAAUGUAACUCUAUUCUAAAAAAAAAAAAAAGUCAACAUCUUGUCCUCAGCUGGAUCACUGCCCCUUGGAGGGCAAUUCGAGGAAAUGUGUGGUAGGGAGAUAUCUGCGUUUCUAUACCCAGAUUUUAUCUUACUUCACAGGUCUAAGGUUCCUCUUCCUUUCUCUGUCCUCUGUCCUCUGCUAGAGCUCACUCCAAAGCCUGACACCCAGAGAUCCCAGAAGAACCUGCUUCUCAGUCCCCCAUGAUAUUCACUCUAAAUGUUUCCAAUUAGUGAAGCCCAGGUUAGAUCAGAUGGAGUCAGGGAACUCUGCGUGCUUGAAGUAGGGUAGCUUUAAGACCUCAGUGGUGGAUGAAGUUAAUCUGUGUCCUGUUCCCAAUCAAGUUGGGUGGAAGGGGCUCUGCAGAGGGUGGUGGAUGCUGUGAUACACCAGGCCUGAGGAGAUGGCCCUCAGCUGUCAUCCCUCUUUGAGAUGGCCUCAGCUGAGGAAAUCCCCCAUGCCCAAGGUCAAGCCUGGGACCUUGCCACAUCCAGUGUCUCAUCAACAUGGGGAUGGAGCCCCUUCCAUCCUCGAAGACAAAAAUCAUCACCAUCUCCAAAACUCUAACCUUUUUCCACACCAUGUCUUUGAGCCUCCAUGUCAGCAGGGGUAAUCAGCUCACUUUAGGGUACAGGUUGAAAUGGCAUCUCCUCCUACUUCCCCACUAUCUUGUCUGGAUCCCCCAUCCCUACUCCUGACACUGCUGCUGGCAUUUACAGGGGAAUGGGUCCUCAGGUGUAUCUGCUGGGGAUACCCCUAUGCCUGUUUUCUGUGCUCUUUUCACCUGUUUACCUAGAAUUUCUUGGGGAGAGAAUUUUUCUGUCCUUCCCAGCAUUUACAGAACUAAAUUGGAAGGGUUCCCAGCUCACAGUAACUCCCAAUGGCUGUGUCUGUCCCACACACUUUUGUUCUGGGAAUGGGUGCACGCUAAUGGCCACAGUCCUGAGCACAGCACACACAUCAGAACUCUCAUCCCCCAACCACUAAGAACAAAGAACCUGUCUUUUCAAUUUACUACCAUCAUAGAGAUGCUACCUCUCAAAGGACAACAAAUGUUGGAGAACAUGAAAUUAUAAAGUGGGACAAGAAUCUACAAUGCUUCCAUCCAAAGAUAAUUCAAUGUUAAAAAUUUGCAGUUUUUGUGCUCAUGGAAUAUUGGCCAGAAGUGGUCACUAGAGGUCUCUCUGGGUCAGUGAUGGAAGCUGAAUCCUGCAGGCUCUCCAGAGAACUAUGAAUUUCUGUCUCUACUUGCUGAAAAUGUUAAAUGAGCUGUGGAGUCUCUUCCCCAAGGCCAUUGGUCCAAAUACCUAGAAUAGCCAACUCAAGAUUGAUACCAUUGGAUUAUAAGACUUCCAAGAAAGCUACAGUAAUUGAAACAGUGGUAUUGGUGAAAGAACUGACACACAGAUCAAUGCAACAGAAUAGAAAGUCCAGAAAUACACCCUCAUAAAUAUAGCCAACCGGUCUUUGAGAAGGACCAAGACAGUCUUUUCAGCAAAUGGUGAAAUAAAUAAAUAAAAUCUUUAAAAAAAAAAACCAUACAUAAAACACAAAAGUAUAAAAUUCCUAGUAGAUACCAUGGAAGAAAAUCUAGAUGAUCUUUGAUUUGGAUUGCUUUUUUUUAAAACAUCUAUUUAUUUAUUUGACAGAGAGAGAGAGAUCACAAGAAGGCAGAGAGGCAGGCAGAGAGAGAGUAGGAAGCAGGCUCCCUGCCAAGCAAAGAGCCCAAUGCGGAGCUAGAUCCCAGGGCCCUGAGACCAUGACCUGAGCCAAAGGCAGAGGCUUUAACCCACUGAGCCACCCAGGGGCCCCUGGAUUACUUUUUUUGAUAGUAUGACUUCAUAUCUUAAAGCAGUUUUAGGUUCACAAUAGAAUUGAGCAGAAGGUGCAGAGAUUUCCCAUGGGACUCCCAUCCCCACACAUCACAGCUGCUGCUAUUAUCAAUAUCUUCCACCAGAGUGAUACAUUUAUUUAAAAUUAUGAACCUACACUGAAAUGUCAUUAGCAUUCAAAAUCCAUAGUUCACAUUGUGGUUCACGCUUAGUAUUGCAUAGUCUAGGGGUUUGAUAUCAACUUUUAUUGUAUUUUACGGAGUAGUUUCAUUGCCCUAAGAAUCUUCUAUGCUCUGCCUUUUAACCUCCUUCUACUCUAACCCCUGGCAAUCACUGAUAUAUUUACAUUCACCACAUUUUGCCUUUACCAGAAUGUCAUAUAGUUGGAAUCAUGCUGUAUGCAGACUUUUCCUUUCAAUCAAUACUAAGCAUUAAAGUUACCUCCAUAUCCUUUCAAGACUUGCUAGCUCAUUUUUUUUUAGUGCUGGAUAAUAUUCCACUGUCAGGAUGUACCACAAUUUCUAUAUCCAUUCACCUACUGAAGGUCUUCUUGGAUUCCUUCAAGCUUGGCAAUUAUAACUAACGCUGCUAUAAACUGCGAGGAGGAAUCUGUUCCAGGCCUCUCUUCUAGCUUCUGGUAGCUUCAGACCAUCCUCGAACUGUACAUGGCAUUCCCCUUUAUCUUCACAUCAUCUUCCCUUGUGUAUGACAGCUAAGCUGAGCUGUGCCUAAACUCCUGGUGCACAGAAACUAUGAAAUAAUAUGUGUUUUCUUAAACUAUUAAGUUUGUGGUAAUUUGUUAUGCAGCAAGUUCCCCUGUUUACACAGCAUCGAC
This is a messenger RNA of Mustela lutreola (European mink), 4836 nucleotides long. Its product is annotated as signal-regulatory protein beta-1-like. Gene Ontology annotation, biological process: positive regulation of T cell activation; positive regulation of phagocytosis. Gene Ontology annotation, cellular component: plasma membrane. Bases 61 to 1368 code for a protein of 435 amino acids. NCBI's taxonomy places the organism in Eukaryota, Metazoa, Chordata, Mammalia, Carnivora, Mustelidae. The transcript has 6 exons. The record is from RefSeq and is a predicted model, not a curated record.